AAAAAAGAAACCGCCGAAGGAUUUGCCGCAUUGUGGCUGGCUGGCAGCAAGACCCGAACUCUGACUUCCUUUUGAUAUUCGCUUUCAAUUUCAAUCUCAACAAGACUUCUCGCUUUGUCGCCGGGAUUUUCUGCCGGCGACGUAGCCAGUUCGAAGCGUCCUUCAACUGGGAAAAAGGAAAGCUGCUACCUUUGGUAGUUCUUUCCAGGGCUCUGGUUUAGUAAAGGCACUCUGCUUUGCCUUGCUGUUCUAGGCCUUCCACUGUCGGGGUCGAGAAAUCGGGUUGCACUCCGAUUGUGGAGUUCCCGGCGGGAUCUUUCUUCAGAGUCGGCGGUUCGGCCCCGUGAACAGGUAAAAUAAGUAGAGUUUGCGGCUUUUAGAACACUCUCUGUUAUUUUCUAUGGAAUAUUCAAAUAGAAAGAAAUUUUUUUUGGGUAGUUUGUUUGUCUGGGUAAAAUGCUGAAGAGGGGAAGCCGUCAUAGAAAGAACGGCACAGUCUGUUUGGUUUCGGGGGAAAACAGAGAAGCCUCUGUUCUUGCUUCUUAGAGUGAAAUUAAGUUUCAAUGGCUGCGUAAUUGCAGUUUGAUUGAAAAGGGUGCGUCUUUAUCUUACUAGAAGAUAGUUUUCCCAAUUGGGUUAUGAAACUUCAUACGAUUUUUCUUUUCUUAUGAAAACUCAAACAUGAAAAAAGAGAAAAACUUAUGAAUUCCCACCAUUCUGUUUUGAUUAAACAGGGACUCUCUUUUCAAUCGCAGGAAACAGGUUCCUGAGCAAAGUUGCUGUGAACAUUAGCCAUGGCGACAAUAAGUGAUAUAGGCGUAUCAGCAGGCAUCAACAUACUCAGUGCAUUUGUUUUCCUCGUUGUAUUCGCCGUGCUUCGAGUUCAGCCGUGGAACGAUAGGGUCUACUUCCCCAAAUGGUACCUCAAGGGUUUAAGGACUAGUCCGAUUGAAUCGGGGACACUCGUUGGGAAGUUUGUGAAUUUGGACUUCAGAUCAUAUCUCAAGUUUCUCAAUUGGAUGCCUGAAGCUCUUCGAAUGCCGGAGCCGGAGCUAAUUGAUCAUGCUGGGCUGGACUCUGCUGUUUAUUUGAGGAUCUACUUGUUGGGGCUUAAGAUAUUUGUGCCAAUUGCAGUUCUGGCUUUUUCAAUUUUGGUGCCAGUAAAUUGGACAAAUAAUACAUUAGAGAAGACUGAUUUGACUUUCAGUGACUUGGAUAAGCUUUCUAUAUCCAACAUUCCACUUGGAUCACCAAGGUUCUGGACCCAUUUGGUGAUGGCUUAUGCCUUCACUUUCUGGACAUGCUAUGUGCUAAAGAGGGAGUAUGCAACUGUGGCUUCAAUGCGGUUGCAUUUCCUUGCAUCAGAACAUCGUCGCCCUGAUCAAUUCACGGUACUUGUUAAAAAUGUGCCUCCAGAUCCUGAUGAAUCAGUUGGUGAACUUGUAGAGCAUUUCUUCUUAGUCAAUCAUCCAGACCAUUACCUCACUCAACAGGUUGUUUACAAUGCUAAUAAAUUCUCCAGCUUAGUCGCCGAGAAGAAAAAAUGUCAGAAUUGGCUAGACUACUACCAAAUCAAAUACUCAAGAAAUCCUUCUACGAAACCCACAACAAAGACUGGUUUCCUUGGCAUUUGUGGAGCAAGGGUGGAUGCAAUCGACCACUACACAUCUGAGAUUGCGAGAAUAUCAGGAGAAAUCUCAACGGAGAGAGAGAAGGUGGUGAGCAACCGGGAUGCAAUCAUGCCAGCUGCAUUUGUUUCCUUUAAAACAAGAUGGGCUGCUGCCACUUGUGCACAAACACAGCAAUCCAGGAAUCCGACACAAUGGCUGACUGAAUGGGCUCCUGAACCCCGGGACGUGUACUGGGACAACUUGGCCAUACCAUAUGUUUCACUCGCGAUCAGGAGGCUCGUCAUUGGUGUCGCGUUCUUCUUCCUCACCUUCUUUUUCAUGAUCCCAAUCUUAUUUGUGCAGUCCCUUGCAAAUAUUGAGGGAAUUGAGAAAGCAGUUCCAUUUCUGAAACCAAUCAUUGAGAUGAAAGUCAUAAAGUCUGUUAUCCAAGGUUUCCUUCCUGGACUCGCUCUCAAGUUGUUCCUCAUCUUUCUCCCCUCCAUCUUGAUGAUAAUGUCGAAAUUCGAGGGAUUCAUUAGUCUUUCCACAUUGGAGAGGAGAUCUGCAACCAGAUACUACAUUUUCCAGUUCAUCAAUGUGUUCCUCGGCAGCAUAAUCACAGGAACUGCAUUUCAGCAGCUAGACAAUUUCAUCCACCAGUCUGCAACUGAGAUACCAAAGACGGUUGGUGUCUCAAUUCCUAUGAAGGCGACUUUCUUCAUAACUUACAUAAUGGUUGAUGGGUGGGCUGGAGUUGCUGGUGAGAUACUUAGGUUGAAACCUCUGGUAAUCUACCACUUGAAGAACUGGUUCCUGGUAAAGACCGAGAAGGACCGAGAAGAGGCAAUGGAUCCAGGAACAAUUGGCUUCAACACAGGAGAACCGCAGAUACAACUCUACUUCCUACUUGGCCUUGUUUAUGCAGUGGUUUCGCCAAUCUUACUUCCCUUCAUCAUCCUGUUCUUCGCCCUGGCAUUCGUUGUUUAUCGACACCAGAUCAUAAAUGUGUACAACCAGGAGUACGAGAGCGGUGCAGCAUUCUGGCCCGAUGUCCAUGGACGAAUCGUGGGUGCAUUGGUCGUCUCGCAACUGCUGUUGAUGGGGCUAAUGAGCACAAAAGAAGCUGCGCAAUCAACGCCAUUGCUCAUCACACUCCCCGUGUUGACACUGUGGUUCCAUCGCUUCUGCAAAGGCAGAUACGAACCUGCGUUUGUUAAGUAUCCAUUACAGGAAGCGAUGAGGAAAGACACAUUAGAGCGCGCCAAGGAGCCGAACCUCAACCUGAAAAGCUUCCUCCACAGUGCAUAUGUGCAUCCAGCAUUCAAAGAGGUAGACAAUGAAGGCGAUGAGAGCGACGAGGACUUGGUCUCGACGAAGCGCCAUCAAAGUAAACACAGCAGUAAACAUAGUUUUUCAUCUCUGCCCGAGGACCCGGAACGUUCACUGCUUUGAUUCUAAUGACACUCCUUUGUGGAGGAAAAGGGUUUGUCCUUCAAAACUUUUUCCCCACUGUAAAUGCUCUUUCUAGUCUUAAAAUGGUGGGUGAGAGAUGGUGUUGGUGUGUUUUGAAUCAGAUAAGGGGGGCUUUUUUUUGCAAAAGUUUGCUAGUUUGAGGUGUAUAGAGGGAAGCAAUCAUUUUGAGAGGCAUGAUUGACAGAGAAAGAAAAAUAAAGAUAAAAAGAUCCU
This is a messenger RNA of Linum trigynum, 3296 nucleotides long. Lineage: Eukaryota; Viridiplantae; Streptophyta; Magnoliopsida; Malpighiales; Linaceae. The record is from the annotation of a GenBank genome assembly.